Messenger RNA from Cuscuta epithymum, 6430 nucleotides. The record is from the annotation of a GenBank genome assembly. Lineage: Eukaryota; Viridiplantae; Streptophyta; Magnoliopsida; Solanales; Convolvulaceae.
CAACAAGAGCCGUCCCCUCCCCUCCCUCACUCAUUAGCUCGACCAAGCACCAAGGAAGAGGAAAGAAACCUCUCAAAUAAUCCUCCAUAGCCACCAAACUCGAGCUCAAGCAUAAGUGUUCAAAGAAGGGAGAUUAAAGAGUGAAAAAGUUGGGAAAAGUGUGAAGAAUUAAGGCACUUGUAAAGGGUAUAUCAAGUGGUUUCACAAAGUUGGAAAAGUCGCCGGAGUUGUCGCCGGAGUUGACCAAAAGUCGCCGGAGUUUCACCGGAGUUCAACCAAGGAGGGUAGAACUUCAUAACGCUAGUUCAAGGUUGAAGCUAGAGCUUGCUACUUGCACCUUCUCACGGGUGAUAUCAAAUCAGGGAGACGUGAAAUGGAGGGCAGGCGAAUGGGGACCAGGAACAAUCCGAGGGGGCAGGCGCCGGUAGCAUCCCAAAGGGGAAGCCGGGCUGCAUCUCGGGGUUCGAGAGGAGGCCGGGGAGGCCGUGGAAGCCGUGGAGGUCAUCAAGCUCAAACUGUGAGUGAUGGCCAUGUGAGCUCGGUGUAUGAAACCAACACCGAAGACUAUGACUCAACCUACGUUCCAGAGACGGAGCAUGAAGAGACCCCGUAUGAUGGGGGUGACACAUACACCGAUGAUGAUGAUGAAGAGAGUGAUGCCAAGUUCGCCCAAAUGGGCGAAUUGCUUGAGUGGUAUCAAAAAGAAAAACUGAGGAGAGACCUUAGGCGCCAAGAGAGGCGUGGCUCUCGUGGAGGUUCGGGUCAAGGAAGCCGGGGAGCUUCCGUGGCCACCCCAGCGGCGUCACAAGGUGGGCGUGAAGGAGGUUUUGUUGUGAGAAUCUCCAAGUACCUCAAGGAGGCUAGGGCCUUGGGGUGUAAGUCCUUUGACGGCACCGGUGACAUUACCGUUGCCGCCGAUUGGAUUAAGAAGGUGAAGGAUGCAUCAAGAGACAUGCAAAUCACACCGGACGUGAAGUUGACUGUCGCUUCACGGCUACUUGAAGGAAUAGCUUCUACGUGGUGGGAGAGCGUGGAAGGGAAGUACCAUGGGGAAAUAACAUGGGCGGAUUUUGAGCUAGAAUUCUAUGCUCAAUACUACUCCGAGUACGAGGUGAAUGUGAAACGGAGAGAGUACACUAACCUCAAACAGAAAGAUGGCGGCACAGUUAAGCAGCUGGAACAAGAGUUUAGAACCUUGGCUAGGUUCUUGCCAGAGUACGCGGUUGAUGAGAACCGCAUGACGGAGCACUUUUGGGAUGCCUUACUCUUGGACAUCCGUGAUCGGGCUACGUACUCACGCCACAUGACCUUUAGCGAGGUGGUGGAGCAGGGCCUUCUUGGGGAGGCCCAAUGGAAUGAAAGAAAAGAGAGAGACGCUGAAGAGGCGAAAAAGAGGAAAUGGCAUGGUUCGGGGCCGCCCGAGCAAGCACGGAAAGAUAAACACGGUGGGGGUGGUGGUUCGUUCAAGACACCGGCACCACCGGCAAAGAAGAACAGGGAUGCUCGGUGGCAUGCAUCCUCCUCCCAAAGGACGGGGCCUCCAAAGUGUGCCAAUUGCUCGAAAAAUCAUUUUGGGAAGUGCAAUGCACCCCCUAGGUGUUAUCAAUGUGGAAACACGGGCCACAUGAAGGCCAAUUGCCCACAACUAGGGGGAGGAGGAGCUCCGGGAACCGGAGGAGGGACUACGACGGGGAGGAACCGUGCGGGACCGUCAAACGGCGGCACGGGAAGAGGUGGCGCUUCAACAAGCCAUGCUGCGUCCGUAAAUCAAGGCGGGGCCCAAGCAAGGGUCUACGCGAUGACCGAGGCGGAUGCGCGAGCAAACCCGGACUCCGUUGCAGGAACAUUAAAGAUCAAUGGUAGGUGUGCGAGGAUCCUCAUCGAUACCGGGGCACAACGCUCAUUUGUGAGUGAGGCGUUCGCCGAGGGCCUUGACGUGCCAUUGACACCUAUGACGCAAACGUUGCUAGUCUCCACACCGUUAGGAGACGAUGUGGAGAGAAAUCAUUACUAUCCAUCAUGCGAGGUGGAAGUGAUGGGUCAACCCUUGACUUGUGAUUUCGUACCUCUAAGCAUGUUGGAGUUCGAUGCAAUCCUAGGAAUGGAUUGGCUUGAGAAGCACCAUCCUCGAGUAGAUUGCUACACCAAGGUGUUGGAGCUCGAGGAUGAUCAAGGAAACACGCUAUAUUUCGAAGGAGAUCGGGGGAAAUCAAAUGCUUGCAUCAUAUCCGUGAUGAGAGCACGGAAGAUGAUGAGAAAGGGGUGCCACGCAUACCUUGCUUACGUGGUAGACGAUACGAAGAAAGAAGUUGACAUCAAGGAUGUACGAGUCGUGUGCAAGUACCCGGAUGUCUUUCCCAAAGACCUACCGGGGCUUCCACCCGAUAGAGAGAUAGAGUUUGUAAUUGAAGUGGAGCCGGGAACCUACCGGGGCUUCCAUUCGAUUCCUCCUUAUCGAAUGGCGCCAGCCGAACUCCAAGAGUUGAAGGUCCAACUACAAGAAUUACUGGACAACGGGUUCAUCAGACCCAGUCAUUCACCGUGGGGAGCACCCGUACUCUUCGUAAAGAAAAAAGAUGGUACGCUAAGAAUGUGUAUCGACUACCGACAGCUGAACAAGGUCACAAUCAAGAACAGGUAUCCUUUACCUAGGAUUGAUGACUUGUUUGAUCAACUUCGAGGGGCCAUAGUAUUCUCGAAGAUUGACUUGAGAUCGGGGUAUCAUCAGUUGAAGAUCAAGGAGAGUGACAUACCUAAGAGUGCAUUUCGCACUAGAUAUGAUCACUACGAGUUUCUUAUGAUGUCAUUUGGUUUAACCAAUGCACCGGCAGCAUUCAUGGACUUGAUGAACCGGGUGUUUAGUGAAUACUUAGAUCAAUUUGUGAUAGUAUUCAUUGAUGAUAUCUUGAUAUACUCCAAGAGUGAGGAGGAGCACGAACAUCAUUUGAGGCUUAUACUUGAUCGGCUAAGGGAAAAGCAACUCUUUGCCAAGUUCUCUAAAUGCGAAUUUUGGCUCAAGGAGAUUGGUUUUCUCGGUCACGUCAUAUCCGGUUCGGGCGUAGUUGUGGAUAACGCCAAGAUAAAAGCUAUCAUGGAUUGGGAGAGACCCAAGAAUGUGAAAGAGAUACGUAGUUUCCUUGGCUUAGCGGGAUACUAUCGUAAAUUUGUUGAAAAGUUCUCCGUGUUGGCGUCCCCAUUAACGAAGCUCACAAAGAAGGGGGCCAAGUUCAUAUGGGACGACAAGUGUGAGAAAGGGUUCCUUGAAUUGAAGAAACGACUUACCGAAGCACCAGUUCUUGCCUUACCCAUACAGGGGAUAGGGUAUGACAUUUACAGCGAUGCUAGCAUCCAAGGGCUUGGAUGUGUACUAAUGCAAAACGGUAAGGUGAUUGCCUAUGCUUCUAGGCAAUUGAGGAAACACGAGGUGAACUACCCUACUCACGAUCUAGAGUUGGGGGCGGUAGUGUUUGCAUUAAAGAUUUGGAGGCAUUAUCUCUACGGGGAGACGUGUCACAUUUAUACUGAUCAUAAGAGCUUGAAGUAUGUAUUCACUCAGAAAGAGUUGAAUAUGAGGCAGAGGAGAUGGAUGGAGUUGAUCAAGGACUAUGACUUGAUCAUCGACUAUCAUCCCGGAAAGGCCAAUGUAGUGGCCGACGCACUGAGCAGGAAGAGUACGUCAGGGACGUUACUUACUUGUCUACGAGUAUUGAGGGCACACGUGGAGGUGUCCACGACCGGGGCGCUCAUUGCUAGGUUCGAGGUGAGGCCUACAUUGCUAAGUGAGAUCAGUAGAUGUCAGGCCAUUGAUGAGGAAUGUCAGAAGAUCCGCGAACGGAUCCUUGAGGGGCCCGUCGAGAAUUUUCGGGUACGUGAUGACGGUCUUUUAUUAUUUAAGGAUCGUGUGUGCAUACCAAAGAAUGAGGAGCUCCAGAAGUCUAUACUUGAGGAGGCUCAUUCUUCAGCAUAUGCCAUGCAUCCAGGAGGUACUAAGAUGUACAGAGAUCUGAAGGAAAGUUACUGGUGGUCAGGUAUGAAGAGAGAUAUCGCAGAGUUUGUGAGUCGAUGCCUUACUUGCCAGCAAGUUAAGGCAGAGCAUCAGCACCCAGCAGGGCUCUUACAACCGCUCACUAUCCCAGAGUGGAAGUGGGAACAUGUGACCAUGGAUUUCGUGGUAGGGCUGCCACGAACAGUGAACAACUACGAUGUCGUAUGGGUAGUGGUUGAUAGGCUCACCAAGAGUGCACACUUUCUGCCUAUCAACAUUACUUAUCCUCUUGAAAGAUUGGCCAAGCUAUACACGGAGGAGAUUGUGAGAUUACAUGGAGUCCCAAUAUCCAUUGUCUCGGAUAGGGAUCCACGAUUCACAUCCCGAUUUUGGCCAAAGUUUCAAGCAUCUUUGGGGACUAAACUGAAGUUUAGCACAGCUUUUCACCCACAGACGGAUGGACAGUCCGAGCGGGUGAUACAGAUUCUGGAAGACAUGCUUAGGGCAUGUGCUUUGGAGUUCCAAGGAAGUUGGGACAAGCAUUUGGACCUAGUGGAGUUUGCCUAUAACAACAGUUAUCAGGCAAGUAUCGGCAUGCCUCCAUAUGAGGCAUUGUAUGGGAGGAAAUGCAGAACACCAUUGUGUUGGGACGAAGUUGGCGAGGCCAAACUCGAAGGGAUAGAACUGGUUGAGAUCACCAAGGCUAAGGUGAGGAUCAUUCAGGAUAGACUGAGGGCUGCUCAGGACCGACAGAAGAGUUAUGCUGACAAACGGCGGAGACCGUUGGAGUUCGAGGUCGGUGAUGAGGUUUUUCUAAGGAUUUCUCCUUGGAAGGGCAUCAUCCGAUUUGUAUCGAGGGGGAAGCUUAAUCCCCGAUACAUUGGUCCAUUUGAAAUCCUUGAAAGGAUUGGAGCCGUGGCUUAUCGUCUCAAGUUGACACCAGAAUUCGAGAAGAUACAUGAUGUGUUUCAUGUAUCAAUGCUCAAGAAGUACAUACGAGACCCAUCUCAUAUUCUUGAGAAACCGCUGGUAGAGAUCCGUGAGGAUUUGCAAUACGCGGUAGAGCCGGUGAAGAUAGUAGGUCAACAAGUGAAGAGGCUUAGGAAUAAGGAGAUUCCUAUGGUAAAAGUUCUUUGGAGGAGUGAUCGAGUCGAAGAAGAAACAUGGGAGACCGAGGUCUCAAUGAGGGAGCAAUACCCGUUUCUUUUCGAUUAGACACACGGAUUUCGAGGACGAAAUCCCAAAUAAGGGGGGGGUGAACUUGUAACACCGUCCCCAAAUGUAUUUACUUUUAAGUAAAUGAUGUAAUAAACCUUAUGGAAUGAUUUAUGAAUUUACGAAGUUGUAAAUUUUUAUUAUUUCUUUCGCGUGAAUAGUAAAUUGCACGUGGGACCCACACCGGGAGCGGGGGGCCGCCCGACAUUCCCGAGACCAUAUAUUUUAUUCAUAUUGGUCUAGAUAAUAAAUAUAUAGUGGUGGAUAUUUCAUUUGGGCCAUGGAAAGGCCCAGAGUUGACAGACGGGUCAAAAGGAACCUAAAUUACCGGUACUGGUAAUUUAACAGGUAACAGCCCGAACUGAAUUUCGGAGGCUUAUAAAUUAAAUUUGGGGAAUGUAUAUUCAUUAUACAUGUCAUACUGAGUAAGAGCACAUAAUAUAUUUUAUUUGACCCGAUAAAAUAAAAUAUAUUUAAAACAGUCCGAAAAAUACAACUUUCGGGACCGAUUGUACACAUCGGGACACAAAGGGAUGACCUCCCACAUGAGUGGCGGCCACCCCACGUUUUUGUGCUAGAUUAGACAAAGAUGGGAUGAAGUUGACUAAGGAAGAUGUGGAGGAGGAGGCUUGGGCAUCAAAGGUGCACCCAAAGGGGCCCUUUUCCUCACUCAUUUGCCAAAUGAGACAAAGAGAGCCAUCCCCUCCCCUCCCUCACUCAUUAGCUCGACCAAGCACCAAGGAAGAGGAAAGAAACCUCUCAAAUAAUCCUCCAUAGCCACCAAACUCGAGCUCAAGCAUAAGUGUUAAAAGAAGGGAGAUUAAAGAGUGAAAAAGUUGGGAAAAGUGUGAAGAAUUAAGGCACUUGUAAAGGGUAUAUCAAGUGGUUUCACAAAGUUGGAAAAGUCGCCGGAGUUGUCGCCGGAGUUGACCAAAAGUCGCCGGAGUUUCACCGGAGUUCAACCAAGGAGGGUAGAACUUCAUAACGCUAGUUCAAGGUUGAAGCUAGAGCUUGCUACUUGCACCUUCUCACGGGUGAUAUCAAAUCAGGGAGACGUGGUUCGUGCUUCCUUAUUUUCUUUCAAACUACCGAACACUUGCUCAUGGAUAUUUGGUUUACUAUAAACUAUUUUUGGGGCUUGCAUGCCCAUGUUGUCGGCCGGUUGUGGCCCAUGACUUACCGUUGAAUAUUUCCGCUAUUCAUUGGUUUAAUGUGAUGUUGUUAUGUAUG